Aspergillus pseudotamarii is the source of this 2631-nucleotide messenger RNA. Its product is annotated as DnaJ domain protein. Bases 1 to 2631 code for a protein of 876 amino acids. Lineage: Eukaryota; Fungi; Ascomycota; Eurotiomycetes; Eurotiales; Aspergillaceae. The transcript has 4 exons. The record is from RefSeq and is a predicted model, not a curated record.
AUGGUAAAGGCGGAUGUCCGGAGGGAUUACUAUGCAGACUUAGGUCUUGCGCCCAAUGCGGACAGUGAAGAUAUCAAGAAGCAGUUUAGGAAACUAGCCCUUAAAUACCAUCCGGAUCGGAAUCCUGGCAAAGAGGUGGAAUUUAUUUCCAAGUUCCAAGCCAUUCAAGCUGCAAAUGAGAUUCUUAGCGAUCCUCAACAACGGUUGAGGUACGACACGGACCGCUUACGGGCUGGGUACGGAAAGUACUAUGGACCGCCCAAGUCCAGUUCCCCUCGAAAAGCUCCCACCAAAACUUAUCCUUCAUCGCCUGCGGCAAAACCUCAAACUACGAAACCAUCGUUCUCGUCGCGACCACAGUCAUUCCAUAAUGGUCCUUCUUCUGGCGCUCAAAGAUAUGCAAGUUAUGCGCGGGCAGCCCCAAAACAACCGUGGGAGAAAAUGCAGGAUGAAGGACAGACACGGGCUGAUGCAUAUCGCGGGUUUCAAGAUAUGAAGGGGAACCACACGUCUGGUUGGUCCCAGUUUGACCCUCGCACAGGGCGCUCAGGGUACUCAGGUUCUACGCCCCGAACCAAUGCCUCUUCUACAAGUCAAUCAACAAGACCCAAAUCCGCCUACGAAUAUUUCAAGACAUCUCCUAAGCCAGCUGGUUCAGAGUCCAACCGUGCACAUUCUACAAAAAAGAAGCAAGGGUUUGCCCCGCGGUCUGCUGGUGGGGACGAACCUAUGGCCCCGAACACUUCUUCUUAUUCGAAUGUUCCUCGAGAUGAACGGCCCCAGAUGAGAGAUUUCUUUGGUCCUGCUCCCUCCCCAACAGCUAGAAAGGCUGCUGCAGGCUUCCAGAACCGUGAAAAAAAUUCAAAUACCCCGGAAGUUGAGCGAACAGGUAGCAAGUAUGCCGGUACUGGAGGAGAAAGAACAUUCUUCUCGAGUGCUUGGCUCGGUCGCUCUGCAAGUAUGCGUGAAUCACCCGGAAGUCCUAAGCCUCAUGCGCGAACAAACCCCCCCAGCCCGACUCCCCGAGAAUCGGGCAGGCAUCGAAGUGCAAGCCCCAAGUUCAAAACAGACCAUAAUCGGAACUACUCGUCCACAAGUUCAAGCGACACCGAUGAUGGGGAAGUCAAUCCGGAACACAAGCCCAAGGCGGUCCCCAAGGGCAGACUUCGGCCUCAUCAGAGAUUCGCUAACUUUCACACCCAGCAAAAAUUUGAUUCUAGAACUGGGCAUGAUUCUGACAGUGCCUCUUCGGCCCGAAACAUUUUUGGAGCUUCUAAAGCAGGAGAUCCAUUCGUACAAUCGCAAUCCCCUAGAUCUCGAGGCGUUCCGCCAAAUAUGACAUUCAACAGUAGGAGUCAUGACGACCUGCGGAAGCCAUUCUCAGCGACUAGUUGGAACACAUUUGACUUCUUUACUCCAUCAUCUUCGGACAAAGAACAGCCCCAAUCAAAGCAAGGCUCAUCCAGCCGCGGGCGUACCGCUACUAGGAACAGCCCCGGUCGAGCAAGCCACUCUGCAAGUACAUCCAAUCAUGAUCCCUCCCGGUCUGGCUCAUCGUUUCAGCAACAGCCUACAGCGUUUGCCGAGGGUAAAUUUUCCGCGGAUGACUGGGCGGAUAAGUUCAAGGACCUACUAUGGGCCAUGCCGAAGGACGACGGGCAUCAGCAACAGCAACAACCCGGGAAUGCCCAACGUCCACGAAGUCCUCGCAAACAUACUCGGUCCGCUGCCAAAACGCGAGCUGUACCGCAAGCUGCUAGUGUUGUGACUGAGGCUGAGGAAGCAAAGACAACGGUCAAUGGAGAUCAUGAUAAGCAAGACUCGACUCGAGUAGGAGAGGAAGAUGGAGAAGCCAUGGAUCUGGACGACGAUUCUCCUGCGAAAGAUACGACUGUGGAUUCGGAUAGAGCAGCCAAGAGCAAGGAUGUGCCUCCCUCAAAACCAACACCGCCUUCAAGUGGUAACGGAGGAAAGGGAGAGGACACGAAGCGCACAGGUCAACACUUGGACCUUAAGAAUCUGGGCAAGACAGCACCGUUCACAAGCACUACAGAUGGUGGUAUCGAAGAUCUACAAGACAUCCAUUCGAGCCUGCCAUUUGAAUCUCGCGCCAAACCCCAAAGGACGACAGUGCGCGAUAUACGCCCCCGGGAACUUAUUUGCCCAAACCCACCCAAACGGCCGCAACCGCCACAAACCGUGCCAAUCAGCGCUGGCUCGCAACAGCUGGGGCUGCCUCGGAAAGCAUGGGACCGAUACGUGGCAGAGAUGAAUACUUAUAUGCGCGAAUGGAAUCACUUUAACCGACGCAUGCUCCAUCAUUUCAACGCACGCCAGGAGGCCAUCGAAACUGGAAUGGCAACGAACUGGAUAAGUGCCGUUGGUGAUUCAACGCGCUUAAAGAUCAACAGUCAGGAUGAGGACACUGAUGACAAAGGGGUGGGUGGUAAUGAUAGUGACGACGAGAUGGUGCCGGGCGGCAAGGGCGGCUACAGCGCGUAUCUACGCGGAUUAGAUGAAGAUGCCAAAGUGCUAAAGCACUGGGAAGUCGCACGGGAGAUGCAUCGAGAUUGUAUACUGAAACUCGGGCAGACGCGGGAGUGGAUUUUGAAUGGAGGGAAAGUCAUCUGA